UCCCGUCGCUCUUUCCGCAACCUCACAAAACUUAACACACAGACAAAAAAGUAAAGUGUUAAAGAAACCAUGAGAGGAUUGCUUCUAAAAUUCCCUUUUUAUUCAUCAGUCUUUAUUCCCUAACUACAUCCACAUCUCAUUUCAUUUUACAUGACUUUCUAGUUUCUUCAUCAACACAUGCAGUACAUUAAUCACAUAAUGGGUAUUUACGAUUGUUCAUCUAUGUUCCAACCAUCACCAUCAUCACCAAUCCCUCUAGUCAUUCAUCAAAACCAUCACCACACCACCUUCAACCAUCUUCUUCCAUGCCCAACUGGAGAUAACCACCAGUUUAACCUUCCUGCACCUCCGUAUUCUGCUCCGGCAUCACUCCUCCCUUCCCAUGAUGGUUUGUUUAAGAGGGUGGUUGAUGGCUUGCAGUUUGCAUAUGAGGGUGGCAGUACUACUACAUCGUCGUCCACUGACCACCACCAAUGGUUCCAUGCGGUUCACCAUGGAUCCGACCCAUCUAUGGUCGAAACUGAAACAAGUAAGACGACUGCUCAAGAGAUGGUGGAUGCCAAAGCCGUAGCAGCCUCGAAAAGCCACAGCGAAGCAGAAAGAAGGCGUCGAGAACGAAUCAAUACUCAUCUUACUAAGCUCCGUAGCAUACUUCCCAACACUACUAAAACAGAUAAGGCUUCAUUACUUGCUGAAGUGGUACAGCACGUGAAAGAGCUCAAGCACCAAACCUCCAUCAUCGCUAAACAAAGUACAAUCCCAAGUGAGAUAGAUGAGCUGACCAUAGAAAACACAUCGGAUGAAGAUGGUCGGAUCGUGAUCAGAGCAUCAUUAUGUUGCGAUGAUCGGUCAGACCUCUUAAAAGACCUGAUCAAAACAUUAAAAUUGCUACGAUUGAGAACCCUAAAAGCCGAGAUCACAACACUUGGACGACGAGUCAAGAACGUUUUGUUUGUAACAGGUGAAGAUCACCAUUCGAUAAGCGCCAUCGAAGAAACACUUAAGUCGCUAAUUGGUCAGAAAACAGACGAUGGGGAUGGAUCUUCUUUGGUGAGUAUUAAGAGGCGAAGAACAAAUAACAUUGACAUCUUUGAGCAUCGUAGGUAUCCUUAAUCGAAUGCAUAUAUAGAAUAAAUGUAGCGAGUAUUUAUGAGCUUAUAGUACGUUCAACAAUCUCAUGCAUGCCGGUUGUUUUGCAUGAAUCUUUUGAAAUUAAGUCAUUGUUUGUUUCCUUUGCAUCUGUGGUCUUUUGCAUUCAACUUAUAUCAAAUUUGAAUACCAAUACUUAUGAAAUAAUCUUAUGUGUAACUUAUAUCAAAUUUUAUUUAAUAAAUAAAAUUACCUUCCCUUGUA
Molecule: messenger RNA, 1353 nt
Organism: Helianthus annuus (common sunflower)
Lineage: Eukaryota; Viridiplantae; Streptophyta; Magnoliopsida; Asterales; Asteraceae
Product: transcription factor bHLH30
Exons: 2
Coding region: 178-1113 (311 amino acids)
Biological process (GO): regulation of DNA-templated transcription
Molecular function (GO): DNA-binding transcription factor activity; protein dimerization activity
Source: RefSeq, a predicted model, not a curated record